AUGCAAAGUCCGCAAAAGAGCGUCCUUCCCGAUAUUUCGUUUGGCCACAUGAGUAGCACAGAAAAUACAGCGGAAACGCGCGACGCGCGCCCCAAAGCCAAACGCAAUAGACUGCCGCUCUCGUGCACCAUCUGUCGCAAGCGCAAAGUCAAGGUAAGUAUAGGUUGUCGUUCUGCUAACCCCCAGUGCGACCGAGGACGUCCACACUGCAAGGUGUGCGAGAAGUACAAAGUGGCGUAUCUGUGCUCAUACCAGGACUCCUCCUGGACGGCUGAGAAGAACGACAGGUCGUCGUAUCCCCAGAUGGCCGCGACGCCCGACUCUCCGAUGUACAGCAACAAAGGUUCCAUCGAUCAGUCCACAAGCGUUGUGUCGCCGUUCAACCACCUUCCGUCGCAGUUUGACACGCGCGAGCCCAAAAGACAGCAUCUGUCGCCUGACAGAGCGUACAUUGAGAGCCACCACCGCUUUAACAGCUUUGUGUCCACGUCGCCGUACGUCGUGCCAUCUGUCAACCACAACGGCUCGAACGAGCGUACCACCUCCCAGCCCCCGCAGGGACUGGCCCAGGACGCCGAUAAGCCUGUGAUAAACGAGCUCCAGCUGCUCAAGGAGAAGAUCAGACAGAUCGAGGCGUCGAUCGCCGUGGCAGACCUGUCUCAGCCGAGAAUACACAAUCCUCCGCAUCUGCCACCCCUGACGCCACAGGUGCCGUCCCAGACACCGACGCCAAUUGCCGCGCCCGUGCCGUACAGAACCCAGCUGCCGCCGAUUCAGUCUUGGAAUAGCAACAAGACGUACAAUCUGCCCCCGCUCAAGUCCUCGCCUCACGUGCCGCAGCAGGAAGGCAACGUGGCGAACUCGGUGGUGCCGCCGGACUCGGGCAUGGACCCGGCGGACGCCUUCAACUUCUACGACCACUAUGUGCCCGUUCACCUUCUGCACGCGCGGACCAGCAAUCACGGGCCGCUAAUGUGGGUGACCAUGGUCAAAAAAGACCAAUUUCUGCGUCCCCUGUGGUUCAAGAUCGCCGAAUAUAGGAAGAAAAAUAAGCUGCCGGCGGUUCUGCAGGCUCAGCUGUCCGGUAACGUGGGACCCGAGGAAAAGGAGUUCAGACAGAAAAUCUACGAGACCGAAGGAGUGGUAGAUGUGCUACCGUACAAGUCUGACAAGAAAGAGAAAUUUGCGUUCCUCACUGUGGAGCAGAUGCGAGACUAUAUUCGCAAAGACGUGGCUCUGAACCUGUACACAAACAUGGACCCCGACGCUCGCACGAUAUCGCAGAUUUUGAAGUCGCUUCCGAACAGAAAGGUGCUGUGGCUUUUAGUGGACAGGUUUUUCAGGUUUGUGUAUCCUUUCAUCCCGAUCUUGGACGAAAAGACGUUUGUUGCCGACACCGAGGCAAUUAUCGGGCCUCGGGAGUACGAAGAGACAGAAAUCAAGACGCUGAAGAUCUGCCGCAGACUGAAUUUUGCUACUAUAGGCUCGCUUCUUAUCAUCUUGCGCAUGGCCCACCUGUCUCUCCACUCGAACUACGAGGAAAUAAACGAAAUGCCAGAACGAUCCGAGGAGGAAAAGUACUUGCUGCAGCACCCGAUCGAUAUAGAAGUCAUUUCCGUGGCUCAGCUAUGUCUGAAUCACUUCAAGCUGCUAAAACGGUUGGCUCUUAGCGCUUUCCAGUGCGCGCUUCUGAUGAAAGAGUACCGGUUUAUUGCUCCCGAGGACGGAAGCGAUGGGUUUGGAGACGGCGAGGGCCAAAUAUUCUCUGGCAUGCUGACACAGAUGGCAAUCUCCAUCGGCCUGAACAGAGACCCGGACCACUUUUCCAUGGUGCACGAUUCCAAGAACCUCAACAAUCUCUGGAGGAAAAUAUGGUUCAGACUGAGGGACUCGGAUGUGCACCAAGCGUCUCAGAUGGGAAACCCGCUCAUGAUACGUGCUGACCAGUUCGACACCAAGAUGCCAGUUUUUGACUCGGAGCUGUCGAACACCUCAGACCUGGCCCUGGAAGAGGUGGUGAUCGAGUGUCUGAACGAGCGUAGCGAUCUACACGACCUGAUUUCCGAUCUCACGAGCAGCGUCCUUGACAUCACUCAGAAAUCGACUGUGGAGGCCCUCCUGCUCAAGAUAGAGGCCAUCGAAAGCUUCAUCAAACGCCGUUUUGGCUCCGUCAAAGACAUCCUGACUCUCGACAAGGGGAGCCACCUGGAAAACAUCAAGAGAGUGUAUCGGAUCAUCGGCUAUUUGGAGGCCCGCUCGUUGGUGCAUCCCGUGCUGUACCAUAUCUUCCUGUUUUACAGCUGCAAACCGAAUUUGCGGGCUUGCUCGUACCUGAUGAAAGUCAUCCUGCAGAAAGUGGUUGAAGUCAACUCGCUCUUCAUGCAGCUUCUCAAACGCAACUACUUGUUUUUCGGACUGGGCUUCGAUCUCAUACUAACUCCUAUCUUAGAGUCUUCGAUGCACAAAGCACUACAGUUUCAGUUCUCACUUUUCAUUCGCGCGCGCCACCACAAGCAGCAGCUUCUCGCACAGUCCCCCCAGCCCGACCGGAAGCUGAUUGGCCUCAUCACUAAGUUCACAGACGACACCAUACUGCCAAACAUCAGAAUAUAUCUGCGUGGCCUAACUCUGAUCUCGAAAAAAUACUUUUACGCCUGGAGAAUGAGCAAAGCACAAAACAUUAUUCUCAAGCUGAUGGAAGACCCAGAUACCUUUUUCACCGAGAAAGAGCUUUUCAACAAUGCACCAGAUAUCUUUGAGGGGUACACAGCGGCAGACUUUGAGCUGCUGGCGGAGCUAGGGAACAUGAAGCGCUAUGUCGUGCAUCCUGCUACCAGCGAUUGUUCUUUGAGUCAGGACGUUCCAGACAACGUCGCCAGCAGUGGGUCUGAGUUCCUUGACCCCACUCCAGACAAUCAGGAAGUCGACAACUUUUGGCUGGAGCUCAUUUUCCGGUUCAACUCCAUUAUGGCCUCGAAAAACGUCCCUCCACCCGAGUCCAUGCCUGAAAGCGUAUGGACGGGCUCGUUCGAGGGCCAGACGCCUGGCGGCUCCCUCGAAGAUACGUCAAUAUGGGGAGGCUUGCCGCAAGCUGAAUGCGCUAUCGAGAUCGACCAGCUUUUCAAUGACGCUCCCAUGUUUGACGAUGUGAAUUUUCUCAACUCCGAUUUGCUCCAGGAAAAAUAG
Molecule: messenger RNA, 3186 nt
Organism: Ogataea haglerorum
Lineage: Eukaryota; Fungi; Ascomycota; Pichiomycetes; Pichiales; Pichiaceae
Exons: 1
Coding region: 1-3186 (1061 amino acids)
Biological process (GO): positive regulation of transcription by RNA polymerase II; DNA-templated transcription
Cellular component (GO): nucleus
Molecular function (GO): DNA binding; zinc ion binding; DNA-binding transcription factor activity, RNA polymerase II-specific
Source: RefSeq, a predicted model, not a curated record